AACCCUCCUGAAGUGAAGGGAACCGGGCUGGGAGGAGGGGUUGAAGUCCCCGCUCCGUCCCCUCCGAGGUCGGGCUGCAGACGGGGGACAGGCUCCCCGACGCCGGGUGAAUGAAGACGCUUCCUCCGGCCCGCGGACCCAGGUGGGACACGCUUGCAUCGUUUUUGUCCCUCUUUGGACCAUGAAAGCAGCUCCAGCUGGUGCAGAGGAGCUCGGACGAGCCGCGACUUCCUGCAACUUUUCUUCGAGUUUGGAGGAGCUGAGAUGAAGAGAAGAGCCUGAAGAGUUCUCCAGCGAUUAAACCAGAGGUGUUUGAGUGUCUGUUGCUCUCUGCAGGGGAGACUUCCAGCUGGUCACCAUGUCCCUGUGGAUGAUCCUCCCUGUCAGCCUGCCCGUCUUCACCAUCACCGGAAUAUGGCUCGUAUAUGUGAUGGCUCUGUACAACCAGCAUGUCUGCCCUGUGCACAACUGGCUUUAUAAUGACUCGUGUGAGGAGCUGCUUCCACUCCAGAGGGGUCCAGUUCUGUGCUGCACCCUGGACCACAUCCCACUCAUCAGUAAAUGUGGAACUCUGCCACCUGAAAGCUGCUUUUUCAGCCUCAUCUGCAGCACUGGAUCCUUUAUGGUGAUGCUGAUCGGCCUGCUGCGCUACGCCCACGUCAUAGAGAAGCACCACAACUGUGUCCUGAACACGGCGGGUCUCUCCACCUCGUGGAUCUGCGCUGCCGGUCUCAUCAUGGUCGGAAACUUCCAGGUGGACUUUGCCAAAGUCCUCCACUACGUCGGGGCCGGGGUGGCGUUCCCCUCCAGCAUGCUGUUUGUGUGUCUGCAGUCGGCGCUGACCUACCGCCUGGCCACGACCCAGGGGGAGUACCGGGUGGGGCACCUGCGGGUGGGCCUGGCCCUGCUAGCUCUGAUCGCCCUGGUGCUCAGUGGAGUUUUCUUUUGCCAGGAGAGCUUCGCCCUGCAGCACGCCUCCGCCAUCUUCGAGUGGAUCUACUGCAUGCUCAUCAUGCUCUUCUACGGGACUUUCGCCUUCGAGUUCAACGGCAUGUCGGGGGACACGCUGAUGGUGCUGUCCCGAGGAGGAGGAGGGGGGGUGCAGAGCUUCUCCACCUCUGAGAACAAGACGGAGGUGGGCGGAGGCGGCUCCAACCACCACCAGCUAGAGAGCUUAUCGAUGCUGUAACUGCAAACAAGCGUCAGCCUCCCCAGGAGUCUGAAGGGGGACACGUGGGCCAGUCUGGAAGACACCAACAUGGAGCCGGGAGCCUGGAGCCUGAAAGCUGCACCCUGCGUAUCCCCACGCUCCCUGUUGCCACGGCGCCAACGCUCUUCUGCUCAGCCAGGACCAAAGAAACCGAUGGUCCAACGCCAUUGUUUGCUUCCCAAAACCGAAUGCGAUGCCUGAAUGUGUGUACUGGCCGAUACCGAGCAGGGAUCAAAGCCGAGACCCAUUACUAGUAGUUAACGAAACCGAUAACGGAUAUUUGGAACCAAUAUGCUUUGUUACUAUAAAAGUGUAAAUCUUUAAAUCCAAAUUAGGAUUUUGUAAUGUUACCAACUCCAACGCCAACCUUUGAUUUAAUGCUUUAAGCAAUUAUUUAAAGCUAUAUCAAGUUAAUUUUGCCCCCAUGAAGAAUUCUUUGUAAUUACAACAAAACUGUUGGGGCGUCCACAUGAUACAAGCCUUCCGCCCCGCCCUCCGCACAGUUGCUAGUAGCCAAGGAGGACACAGGAUUAAAAAAAACAUGAUGUACUCUUCAGAAGAGGUCAUCAUCUUUGCUCCUAUUUCUACACGCAAAUGUUGC
Molecule: messenger RNA, 1811 nt
Organism: Etheostoma cragini (Arkansas darter)
Lineage: Eukaryota; Metazoa; Chordata; Actinopteri; Perciformes; Percidae
Product: transmembrane protein 150A-like
Exons: 8
Coding region: 359-1189 (276 amino acids)
Source: RefSeq, a predicted model, not a curated record